Molecule: messenger RNA, 4680 nt
Organism: Zygosaccharomyces rouxii
Lineage: Eukaryota; Fungi; Ascomycota; Saccharomycetes; Saccharomycetales; Saccharomycetaceae
Gene: SPP41
Product: Spp41p
Exons: 1
Coding region: 1-4680 (1559 amino acids)
Source: RefSeq, a predicted model, not a curated record
AUGUCGGAGGAGCACGGCGACGAUUUAAACUUUAAUGAACUGGUCGGAAAUCUACUUAGUUCCCAUAAUGCAAAUGAAACUUUGACUGAAGAUACCGAAAAUGUUAAUCCUGAGCAAGAUUCAAAUAUUGUGACUAAUACUAAUGAUAAUCAAGAUGACGUUGAGUUGCCGGACUUUGGCGCAGAAGAAGAAGAUUUGGCCGCUGUUGUUGCGAGUGCCAUUCAAAAUAUGAAUGAACAACCUUCACAAGACAGUGAAAUAUCCUUAGACCUUCAACAACAGCAACAACAACAACAACAAGAACAGCAGGAUGAAGGAGGACAAGGGUCAUUUGAAGGUCCGAACGGAGAAGCUGAUGAGAUUCCUAUAGAAGUACAAGAAGAUGACGAAGACGAAGGGGAUAAUGAGCAGAACCAAGAAUGGGCUCAUAUGUUACAACAAAGUUUAAUGCAGGGAAAUGAACCUUCGCAGACACAACCUGAAGAACAACUGGACCAAGAUGAUGAAACUUUGAGACGCGCCAUUCUGGAAUCCCUACAGGAGUUGAAUGUAAGAGAUAAAGAAGAUACUACUACACAAGCACCACUGCCGAAGGAGAAAGAUAAAAAGAGUAAAUCAAAAAAACCGUCUAAAAAAUCUUCAUCGUCGUCAUCGUCGUCUAAAAAGAAGAAGGAUUCCAAAAAGAAGAAAUCUCAGAAAGACGAUAAUGAUGACUUGUUAAAUUUUGAAGAUGUCAUUAGGGGGUUUAUGCAUCCUGAAGCUACUAGUAUUCAAGAUGAACCAUCAGCGGUAGCAGAUGUUGGUGAUAAUGAAACUCAAGCCCUUGUAGAGGCUACUUUAAAGGCAUUUGAACGUGAACUACUUGGCCCUGCUGCCAAUGCUCCUAAGACUACAAAGAAAAAAUCAACCUCUACAUCAAAAAAGAAAUCUUCAAGUAAAAAAUCUGAUCAAAGGGCUAAAGCUAGAACUUAUACACCUUUAGAUCUUGACAAGAGUCAUGAUGGUCCCAAACACAACAAAAAGAAAGAACGUGAUGAAGCAGCACCAGAACAAGAAGUUGGCGAUGAUUUCUCUAAACAACUUGCUGAAAUGGUUAACCAGGUGGUGAAUACGACCGCACCAGAGGAACCAACGGCGACUGCUCAAAAACCUGAGGAAGAUUUUAGAUCAACCACAGAAGGUAUUUCACGAAGUGUGAGUGCCAAUGAAGAAUUUACUACUCAUGAUGUGCAAACAACUCCGGCUGGACUGGAAGAAGGCACAUCUGAGACUUUUGAUUUAAAUCAAAUCAUGCAAAGGGCCAUGAAUAUGGCCUUUCAGGAACAAGAAGAAGAACAAGCACCAGAACAAGAACAAAAGGAAAGGGAUAAACAGAGUGAUGAACAAGAACAAAAUGAGGAUCAUUUUGAUCAAUCUAUAAUGGAGGAAUUUAAUCGUGGUCUAGCCGAUUUAACCGUUGCAGACCUGGAUCCAGAAACGCCAGCUGAUUCGAAAGACCAACCGUCAAGGGAGGAUGAUUUAGAAACUGCAGCUGACAAGAGUGAACAUAAAAAAUAUGCUAAACCAUCAGAAGAAAUCAAUAAGAAGAAAUAUUCACAAGUGGCUUUAGCCGCUGCUCAUGCUGCCAAAAAGCGUCUUUCGGAGAAGAACAGGAUUAAUAAAUUGAAAGAAAAGCAGGAACGUCAAAAGGUUCGUGAAGAUAAGAAAUCGAAGAAGAAAGAGGAACAGGAAAAGUUAGAGGAAGAAAGGAAGGAAUUGGAGGAAAUUGUAGCUAGAGGUCCACCAUAUCCUCCUGAUCUAAGGUUGACCAAAAGUGGAAAACCAAAGAAGCCAUAUAGAAGAUGGACCCCUGAGGAAAUGGCAAGAAGAGCCGCCAUGAUCUCAGAAGAAGCAAAUAACCCCUCGAAGGAACAAAGAGUGAGAAAAAAGAAGUCCAAGAAGCUAAAGAGAGUCCCUCUGUACAAUUUGAAGAACAUCCCAAUAUUUAACUUUAUCAAGUCAAAUGUUGCUAGUGAAGGAAGAACGAGACAAGGGUUGAAUGGUAUCGAGGAUACCUUAAACAAAAUACCAUUAACUUCUAAUAACUUAAACCUAAACAGAUUGGCUCUGUCAGGCAAUACGGCUGUCGAUCCAUCAACAAGGGAAAAAAAUCACGAAGAUCUAGAGAACAAUUCUAUGCCGUUUAUGCUACAGCGCAAGACUGUUGUACAUAGGGAAAAAAUUCCGUUCCAUCCCCCAUGGGCUAUUCCUGAGCAUCCUCCCUUAGCUUUACCAGUUGCCAGAAGGAGAAGAAAGGAAAAGGUCAACGAAUCUACUCACCAUAAUGAUAUCAGGAGUCCUGGAAAACAAAGCAGACCUUCUGGUAAUCUUAAUGUUAGAAGCAAAAUUAUUCCUGCUGUCUUGCUUCCAAUCAUUAAUACUUUGAAGGCAGCGGCAAGAGCUAAGGCAGCUUCGGGAGCCUCUUCUGAAGAAUCAAAUGAAUAUUUGAUGAAUAUUAUCAAGCAUACCAAAACUACGAUAGCACAAACACUAGAGUCAUCAAGGAGAACUUCUUCAAGAGAUUAUUCUGCCAUCAAGACUCAACAGGAUGGGGAAGAUGAAGGGAAGAAAAUGAGAAGGACGCCAAUCUUCAGUCUGGCGAACAUUAAAAAAAUUGAUACGAGUAACGAUGAGCCAAGAACCGAAAAAUCGGAAAAUCAUCAGGAUAUCCAUACAAAGACUCCAACGUUGAUCAAAAUAGAAGAAACGGAAAAUUCUACGCUACCGUAUGUUCAAGAAACGGCUGACAAGACGUCUCCAGAGGUAACAACUGAAAAGGAUUCAAGUAAUGAGAAGUCAGACCCUAAAGACAAAGCUUUUAUAAACAGUAGUUCGAUACCUACUGAUGCUUUAGCUGUUGAACAAAUCCAAGAACAGAGGUCUAACUAUGAGGCAAACCGUUCUGAUAGCCAAACACCUUCACCAGAAAAAACUGAAUUAACUCAUAAGCAUUCAAAGGUACAUCCUGUAUUGAUCGAGGAAACUCCAGAUGUUAGCAAGAUUGAUUUGCCAGUAAAACCUCAAGAGAGGCCUGAAGAAAGAUCUGAGGGGAGACCUGAAGAUAAGGCUCAAGAGAUACCCGAAGAUAGGGCUCAGGAGAGGCCUGAAGGGAGAUCUGAGGUGAGUCCUGUAGAGAAGGCUCAAGAGAUACCUGUAGAGAAGGCUCAAACGAAACCCGAAGAAAAGAUUCAAGAGAUUCCUGAAGAGAAGGCUCAAGAGAAGGCUCAAGAGAAGGCUCAAGAGAAGGCUCAAGAGAAGGCUCAAGAGAAGGCUCAAGAGAAGGUUCAAGAGAAGGCUCAAGAGAAGGCUCAAGAGCAGACUCAAGAGCAAAGUCAGGAGCAAAGUCAGGAGCAAAGUCAGGAGCAAACUCAAGAGCAGACUCAAGAGAAGACUCAAGAGAAAUCUCCAUCACGGGUUAGUGAGGCAGGUGCUGAAAGCGCAACUAAACCCCAGCCAGAUACUUCAGAAGAAGCUCUCAAGUUGGAAAAACAGAACUUAUCAGGACCUAUUAAGCGUGAGGAAAAUAACGAUUUAGCUAACGCCCAGGUGCAAAUGAAGAGGCGAGAUGAAAACCCACAUAAUGCAUUCGAAGAUAUGGUUAAACAACAAUUGGUUCAAUCAUGUGGCAAUAAUGUUGACUUGCCCAGUAAUUUAAGCAACAUAAUUUCUGCCACAUUGGCCAAUGUUUUUCCGGAUUUGAAUGAUACCAGAAAGAACGAGAUCCAAGAACUACCAUCUCGACCAGAAAGAAGACGUUAUAAGAAGGGUCCUCCACCAAUGUUGAAUUUAGAUGGUUUAGUACCUCCCAGCGGUAUUCAAGUUAUUCCUAAAGCUGAACCAAAACCUGCUUCAGAGGGCACAAUACCUUCUCAAGCUCCAAGAUUUAAAAAACCUCACAAGAAAUCAGAACAACCUACGUUAUUAUACACCUUCAAUGUUCCUAAUUUCAAGGAUAUUCAAGGCAGAAGGACUAUGCUUUUGAAAAGGGCUAAAGAGCAUUUAAACGAUAAAGAGAUGGGUAUUUUGAAAAGAGAAAUUAACAAAGAACGUAAGAGGAAAUGGAGAGAAGUGAAUGUAGAGAAAAAUUGGGAGCAUGAUUUACGUUCACGAUUGAAGAAACGUGCCAAUAUGAAAUUUGGUGAGUCGAAUUCAGCUGAGAAAAAUCAAUGGUUUGAAAGUGAAGUAUCGAAGAAUCUAUCCGAGAGAGGUAUAAAGCAAGAAGAUAGCGCCAAUAAUGGUGGUGAAAAUGGCAGUGGAAGGAAGAAUACAGGCUCCACAAAUUUAAGUGACAACGAAGUAUUGAACAUGAUCGCUACGGCAUUAGGCAAACUGGACGUUGCCAGAAUUCUUGAGCGCGAACUAAAUGAAUUGGGUAAGCCUAGCGGUGCCAAACCACCAAAUGUCAAUAAACCCAAGAGACUUAACACACCAACUUCGGCAGAAGGUACGCCUGGCGCUGAAAGAAAUCCAGUUUUGUCUGGAGUGGCAGAGUUUGGCACAGUUGAAGAGACUCGGAGUGAGAGGGAAAUGGAUGAAGUAGAUGAAAACGGUCAAUUAAAGAGACCAUACCCGGAUGAUAUACCCUUAAUGGUUCCUAUUCUCAAGAGACCUAAAUUCUUAAACGCUGAGGGCAACUCUUGA